Messenger RNA from Peromyscus maniculatus bairdii (prairie deer mouse), 1072 nucleotides. RefSeq names its product olfactory receptor family 10 subfamily S member 1 (gene Or10s1). Gene Ontology annotation, biological process: G protein-coupled receptor signaling pathway. Gene Ontology annotation, molecular function: olfactory receptor activity; G protein-coupled receptor activity. Gene Ontology annotation, cellular component: membrane. The record is from RefSeq and is a predicted model, not a curated record. NCBI's taxonomy places the organism in Eukaryota, Metazoa, Chordata, Mammalia, Rodentia, Cricetidae.
UUGAACAGGGGAUAAGAAGAUGACUGUGGAGACAGAGUACCUGAACCAGACUAUGGUGAGCCACUUCUUCCUAGAGGGUCUGAUGUACACAGCUGAGCAUCCUGGCCUCUUCUUCCUCCUCUUCCUCCUCAUCUACAGCAUCACUGUGACUGGCAAUCUCCUCAUUCUCCUUACUGUGGGCUCUGACCCUCAUCUCCGCUCCCCCAUGUACCACUUCCUGGGCCACCUCUCCUUCCUGGAUGCAUGUCUGUCUACAGUAACAGUUCCCAAGGUCAUGGCAGGCCUACUGACUUUGGAUGGGAAAGUGAUCUCCUUCCAUGGCUGUGCUGUACAACUUUAUUGCUUCCACUUUCUGGCCAGCACUGAGUGCUUUCUAUACACAGUCAUGGCCUAUGACCGUUACCUGGCUAUCUGCCAGCCCCUGCAUUAUCCAGUGGCCAUGAACAGGCGGGUGUGUGCAGGGCUGGCUGGGAGCACUUGGGCCAUAGGGGCUGUGCAUUCUGCAAUUCACACUUCCCUAACCUUCCGCCUGCUGUACUGUGGGCCUCACCAUAUUGCCUACUUCUUCUGUGACAUCCCUCCAGUACUGAAGCUGGCCUGUGCAGACACCACCAUUAAUGAGCUUGUCAUGCUUGCAAACAUUGGCGUGGUGGCUGCAGGCUGCCUCAUUCUCAUCAUCAUCUCCUAUGUCUUCAUUGUGGCCGCAGUGCUGCGCAUUCGCACAGCGGAGGGACGGCAGCGAGCCUUCUCCACUUGCACAGCACAUCUCACCGUGGUGCUCCUAUACUACAUGCCCCCUGUCUGCAUCUACCUGCAGCCAAGCUCCACGGGGGCAGGGGCGGGAGCCCCGGCAGUCUUCUACACAAUAAUCACUCCCAUGCUCAAUCCUUUCAUUUACACACUGAGGAACAAGGAGGUCAAGCAGGCUUUGAGGAGGUUGGUGUGUAGAGGCUCCUGAGAGUCUCCGACUGGUAGACCUGAGCCUGUGACUGUGUUCCCUGCCCAUCAGGAAGACAACAACGACAACCACUCAAGUCCUGUUUUAAGGAGGAAAAUGCUGGGUGUCAACUGA